AUGCUAGUUCCUCCAAAGAGGUGUCGAUUCCUUGUGUGCGGCUCCGCACCUCAACUUGGCAUAGCGAUCUCCCACUACUCCCUUCUUAACAAAGUGUCCUCGAAUCCAUUCUUGACAACAACUAGUUGCUGCUUCCAAGCCAAAUGCGAUGAGCUUCCUCCAAACUUGGAGAACGGUAUUCGGAAAGCGAUGGCGUUUCCUCUGUCGGCGGGUCGUGGUGUCACUCAGGUUAUUGACAGGUGCGAAGUGGCCAAGGAAUCUGGCUUUCUCGACCUCUCCUCCUGCUCGUUAAUGUACAUAGCCGAUGCGAUUUACCUCGUACUAAAAGGAUUCGAAAUUACGAGGGUGAGCUUGAGGAAUAAUGCGCUGAAGAAAUUUCCGAAGAAGAUUAUCAACAAAUUUCCGAACCUUACCAUUUUCAAUAUUGAAGGAAAUGAAAUUACUGAAUUCCCACAGGAAUUCGAAGAGCUGACCUCAAUGAAGGGGCUGAAUGCGGCGAAUAACAAGCUGACAUCAGUCCCAGAAGGAAUAUUCAAUAUGAAGCACCUCGCUAUUCUCGACCUGUCCGGAAACCUCAUUGAAGAUGUAGACGCUGAUCGCUUGUAUAGCUCCUGUCCUUCCCUGAUUCAGCUGAAUGUGGCAGGGAAUCCUAUGAAAGAGGAAGCAAAGUUGCGGCUGUCUACUUCGUCACUGAAGCCUGCAAAGAUUAUUCUGAAACUAGAUUAG
Ostertagia ostertagi is the source of this 726-nucleotide messenger RNA. NCBI's taxonomy places the organism in Eukaryota, Metazoa, Nematoda, Chromadorea, Rhabditida, Trichostrongylidae. The record is from the annotation of a GenBank genome assembly.